AGUGCAAGGCGGACAUUUUUCCUCCAUUGAUUGCUGUCUGUGCUCACAGUCCAAGCAGAAAUAAAGUAACACAGAUUAACCGGGAUUACAAAUAAUUUAUCCCAAAAGUUUGGAUGCGAUAUCGACUGAUUUCUCCAAACACACUCAGAAUGGUUUCUCAAAGCGCGUGUUGACAGCGGAUCGCGGCUGGAUGUUCAGAUGGCAAUGGUGCCCAGCGAAGAAAAUAAGCUUGUGCCCAAAGAGGCCAUUUUUUGGAGUUGCAGGCAGAGUAUGUUUGAGGAGAUGCAGAAGAGGUUCUCACAGAUUGAAAGUGCAGCGGAGGAACCCAGGGUGCUGUGUAUCGUGCAGGACACCACCAAUGCAAAGACUGUCAAUGAGAGGCUGACUCUCAACCUGCCCGCCUCCACCACCAUCAACAAACUCUUCGAGGAUGUGGCUCACAAGGGUGGAUAUGUGAAUGGCACGUUCUGCCUGUCGUGGGCAAACUCUGUCGGCACGGGUCCUCUGGAGCAGGCCAGUGAGAUGUCCCUGGUAUUGUCCGGUUUUGAGGCAGGGAAAAAGAACUUCCUGCAGCUUACGGACAAAGACGGGGAGCAGCCACAGAUAGCUUCUGAUGAGUCUGGUACAGCGGACAGCAGUGGUCUUGACGACAGCUCUCAGGACCGCUUCAUUGGACCCUUACCGCGGGACGGUACAGUGGGCUGCAGCAGCGAUUACAGCAGCCCCAGUUAUUCAUACUCCUCCAUACUCAACAAAUCAGAGACAGGUUAUGUUGGUUUGGUGAACCAAGCAAUGACCUGUUACCUGAACAGCCUUCUCCAGACCUUGUUCAUGACCCCUGAAUUCAGGAAUGCACUCUACAAUUGGGAGUUUGAAGAGUCAGAGGAGGAUCCCGUCACCAGUAUCCCGUACCAGCUCCAGAGGCUGUUUGUGCUCCUCCAGACCAGUAAGAAACGCGCCAUUGAGACCACUGACGUCACCCGAAGCUUCGGCUGGGACAGCAGUGAGGCCUGGCAGCAGCACGACGUCCAGGAGCUGUGCAGAGUCAUGUUUGAUGCACUAGAACAAAAGUGGAAUCAGACUGAGCAGGCUGAUCUGAUCAACCAUCUUUAUCAGGGAAAGCUGAAAGACUAUGUGCGUUGUUUGGAGUGUGGCUAUGAGAGCUGGAGGAUUGACACAUAUCUGGACAUCCCUUUGGUCAUCAGGCCCUUUGGGGCAAGCCAGGCUUUUGGCAGUGUGGAAGAGGCUCUGCAGGCCUUCAUCCAGCCUGAAACUCUGGACGGGCCCAACCAGUACUUCUGUGAGCGCUGCAAAAAGAAAUGCGAUGCCCGCAAGGGAUUGAGAUUCCUUCAUUUCCCAUACCUUCUGACUCUGCAGCUGAAACGCUUUGACUUUGAUUACACCACUAUGCACCGCAUUAAACUCAAUGACCGCAUGACCUUCCCCGAGGAGCUGGACAUGAGCCCCUUCAUCGAUGUGGAGGAUGAGAAGUCUCCUCAGACAGAGAGCUGCACUGACAGUGGGGCAGAGAAUGAAGGAAGCUGCCACAGUGACCAGAUGAGCAAUGAUUUCUCCACAGAUGAUGGUGUGGAUGAGGGCAUCUGUCUUGACAACACCAGCAGCACAGAGAGAGCGCUCAAACCAAAGAGCUCAUUGACCUUUGAACUCUUCUCGGUCAUGGUGCAUUCUGGGAGUGCUGCAGGUGGGCACUACUAUGCCUGCAUCAAGUCCUUUAGUGACGGCCAAUGGUGCAGCUUCAAUGACCAGCACGUCAGCAAGAUCACGCAGGAUGACAUCAGGAAGACAUAUGGUGGAUCCUCAGGGAGCAGAGGCUAUUACUCCAGUGCCUUUGCCAGCUCUACAAACGCAUACAUGCUUAUGUACAGACUAAAAGAGCCCUCCAGGAAUGCAAAAUUCCUGGAAGUGGAGGACUUCCCCGAGCACAUAAAGAGACUGGUGCAGCAAGAGAAGGAGUCUGAGGAGCAGGAGAAGCGACAGAGAGAGAUUGAGCGCAACACAUGCAAGAUCAAGCUCUUCUGCGUGCAUCCAGUGAAGAUGAUGAUGAUUGAGAACAAACUAGAGGUUCACAAGGACAAAACUCUCAUAGAAGCAACAGAAAUGGCCUUCAAGCUGAUGGAUCUUGAGGGAGUUGUUCUGCUGGACUGCUGUCGAUUGGUCAAGUAUGAUGAGUUUCACGAAUAUCUAGAACGUUCAUACGAGGGUGAGGAGGAUAUGCCCAUGGGUCUUCUGCUCGGCGGAGUCAAAUCUUCAUACAUGUUUGACCUGCUGCUGGAGAUCCGCAGACCAGACCACGUGUUCCAGCCCUAUAAACCUGGAGAGGUGAUGGUGAAGGUCCAUGUUGUUGAUCUAAAGAGUGAGAUUAUUUGUGCUCCAGUCAGUGUCAGGGCUUAUCUAAACCAGACCAUUACUGAGUUUAAGCAACUCAUUGCACAGGCAACGGGGCUAUGUGUAGAGAUGAUGCGUAUCAUCCUAGAGCGCUGCUAUAAUGAUCUUCGGCUUCUUUACGUACCCAACAAGACGCUGAAAGCAGAAGGUUUCUUCAGGAGUAACAAGGUUUUUGUGGAGAGCUCUGACUCUACGGAUCACCAGGCCACUUUCACCGACUCUCUUUUGUGGAAGCUCCUGGACCGCCACGGGAACACAAUCAAACUGUUUAUCUCGCUGCCUGAGCAGUCACCAGGCUCUUUGGCCAAAAAAUCUAGUUACCCCAAAACUUGCGCUGACUCUGAGGACUCUUUUGAUGGGGCAAAGGGCAGCAGGAAGUCUGUGGAGGCCAUUCUGGAGGAAAGCACAGAGAAACUGAAGAACCAUUCAUUACAACAACAACAACAGCAGCAGACGUCCAGCACCAGCGACAGCCAGAAGAGCUCGGAACACAGCGAUUUUGAGCACAUCGAGUCAACAGCACAAGAUCCGGAGGCUGCUUCAAAGCCCUCCCAAAUGGAGAACUGCACACGAGCAUCCUCUGACCCAGAAAACCAGUUCCCUUCUGAGGAACGCUCAGACUCAGAUGUAAAUAAUGACCGUAGCACCAGCUCGGUGGACAGUGACAUCUUAAGCUCCAGUCACAGCAGUGAUACGCUGUGUAAUGCAGACAGUGGCGUGCUGCCUCUAGCCAACGGCCUCGACUCGCACAGCAUCACAAGCAGCCGACGCUCCAAAGCACACGAGGGGAAAAAGGAGACAUGGGACACGGCCGAAGAGGACUCUGGCACAGACAGCGAGUAUGAUGAGACCGGCAAGAGCAGAGACGAGGCACAGUACCUAUACUUCAAAGCAGAGCCACACUCGCAAGAGGAUGGAUCUGGAGAAGGCCAGAAAUGUUUACUUGUUCAUGUCGAUAAGAGAAUUACACUGGCAGCAUUCAAGCAGAAGCUUGAGCCGUUUGUUGGCGUCCCUUCCACUCAGUUCAAGGUCUUCCGGGUUUAUGCCAACAACCAGGAAUUUGAGAGCGUGCGCCUCAACGAGACACUCUCCUCUUUCUCAGAUGACAGCAAGAUCACAAUUCGAUUGGGACGAGCACUGAAGAAAGGAGAAUACAGGGUGAAGGUGUACCAGCUGCUAGUCAAUGAUCCAGAGCCCUGUAAGUUUCUUUUGGACACUGUUUUCGCCAAGGGCAUGACUGUUCGGCAGUCUAAGGAGGAGCUACUGUCUCAACUCAAAGACCAGUGCAAACUUGACCUCAGUAUAGACAGGUUUAGACUCAGGAAGAAGACCUGGAAGAACCCAGGCACAGUGUUUCUGGAUUACCACGUCUAUGAGGAGGACAUCAACAUCUCCAGUAACUGGGAAGUGUUCCUUGAAGUCCUUGAAGAACCAGAGCGGAUGAAGUCCAUGUCCCAGUUGGCGGUUCUGACUCGUCGCUGGUGCCCCGCCCAGAUGAAGCUCGAGCCCUUUCGAGAGAUGGUGCUGGAGAGCAGCAGUGUAGAGGAACUAAAGGAGAAGCUCAGUGAAAUGAGUGGGAUUCCUCUGGAAAACCUGGAGUUUGCCAAGGGUCGAGGAACCUUUCCCUGUGACAUCUCAGUGCUGGAGAUCCAUCAGGAUUUGGAUUGGAAUCCUAAAGUCUCCACUCUCAAUGUCUGGCCUCUCUACAUCUGUGAUGAUGGUGCUGUGAUUUUCUACAGGGACAACACUGACGAGCUCAUGGAGCUGUCCGAAGAGGAGCGCAAUGAACUGAUGAAGAAGGAGAGCAGCCGGCUGUUGAAGACAGGCCACCGGGUCAGCUACUCCCCCCGUAAAGAGAAGGCCCUCAAAAUCUACCUGGAUGGAGGGCCCACCAAAGACCCUGGACAGGACUGAGGGUGGGAGGGGGAGAGAACCUUUCCUGCCCUAAUUCCUAUCUCGCCUGCCCGCUGCAGUGUAGCGCUGCCUCGCCAGGGACCCUGGCAUUUGGGCCCACGUUGAAUCAACGUCACCAGUGCUGUCCGGCUGACGCUCACUCUCCUUUGAGCACCCGAGCGCAUAGUGUGACUCAGAGUACAAUUGUGCACCAUAGAUUAUUGUACUGUAAAGUUUAAAGGGAAGUACAAAAGCUAUUUCAAAUUAAAAUCCGAUAUCAUUCAGAAAAAUCUGUUUAAUAAUACAAGAGAUGGGUGCACUUGUAGAGGAAGCGUGACAGUUUGGGAAAUAUAGCCCAUUUAUUUAGUCUGUCUCCGCAACUCGCUCCAUCUCCGUUGAUUUUCGUCCUUUCGUUCUGCGUUCGCUGUUUCUCCGUCGGUCACUUUGAUUUUGAGAUCUCAGAGUCUAUCAAGGUCUUAUGUUCUCAACGUUCAUCAUUCAGAUUCUAUUCAGUUCAAACACAGUGUUUUAACAUACCCAGCCAACUCAAAACGCCCAAUGUGGUGACGGCACUGUUCAUCCAUUUCGUAGAGCUCUUCGAUCGACUCCAGUCAUGGUAUACUUUCACUUAAAAUGUUUUGGGAUAUUUCAAAUUUUUUUGUUUAUUUAACACACAGCUGUGAAUUAAAUGUCUUUUCUGGCUGAUGAGGCUCUAUUCUUGCCAUUCAUGCUUCCCUUUAUGUGUGGGUGUGGCUGAUAUUUGCCCCACCCCACUGGAUCCAUGGGAGCCUCUCCCUCUUGCACUCACUACACUUCCUACUGGGGAUACUGACAUAUAUGGUACAUAUGAGUUUGCAAACCUUUAAGAGUAGGGCAACAUGAAUUACGUAGAGCGCUGCAUUCACUCUUGUUAGUUCUUGUUAGUGACUUUUAAUGACACAUGUUUUAAUUUUUGAGCUGUAUGCUGCUUUUUUCCCCAUUUAGAAAAGUGUCCCGUUUUAUUUUUUUAUUUUAUUUUUCUAAUUUCUGCAAAAUGUGAACAGAGCAUGUGUGAGUUCAGAUGUGGUGUGAGUGUGUGUGCAUGUGUGGAAAAGCUUAUCGCUGCUGUGUUUUUGCGUAGAUUGAAAGAAGGCUCAAUGGAGGAUCACCAUUGUUGAGAUAAAAUGAACCGCUACGGGUUCCGCAGCUCCUCAUGCUCCCACAAGCUGUUCACAAUAGACAUGCCAAUACUGAAAUAAAGAGCAACAAUCAAUCUCUGUCUGCCUGCCUCCAGGUUGACGUAUAUGACGAUAUCACACACAUACUUUAAGGGACAGAAUGAACCAUUGAUUUUAUAGGGGGUCAUAUGGUGAGAAAUCAGAACUGAUCUUUUGAAAUAAAGUUUAGUGUACUAUAAAGACAUACUGUAAAUUUUAGAUCUCAAAACAUUAGCCCAGGCCAAAAAAUAGCAUUUAUUGAAAUUGAGCUGCAAGCAGCUCAUUCUGAUGUCCUUACAUUUUUAAGGACAUCAGAAGAAUAGAUACUUUUAAGGCCCAUACUUUCUACGAAAUUGAAGAAUGAAUGGGUGUGACGUCAUUUAGAACAAACUUUAGCCAAAAAGGUGCUUUUGCAUUCAUUUCGGUGGUUGGCAACAGCUCGUCUGGGCAAACUGGUGCAUUCGAGACAUUUUCCAAUAACGUCAUUUCUUUGGGUUUAUUUGAGCUACAAAAAUCUACUGAAAUACUCUCAAAUGUGCAUUCACUCAUGUGCCAUCUGCAGCAAAAGCCAUUCACACAUCUACCCAUAGUAAGAUAUGACCCUCUUAUCAUUCUUUUGUCUGUAUUUUGCCCAUUAACACGCUUUUAUACACCCAUCUUUGCAGUGUCAUCAUAAAUUACAAUAAUAAAGUGUAAUCAGUGCAUAUUAUGACAGUGUGUAGCCUGUCAGUGCAUUAGCGUCAUAAAUUCAGAAUGUAAACAAGACAAAUUAAACAUUAUUUACUGUAUAAACACUGGCGGCCAAAAGUUUGGAAUAAUGUACAGAUUUUGCUGUUUCAGAAGGAAAUUGGUACUUAAAUUCAAAGUGUCAUUCAGCUGAUCACAAAAUAUAGUCAGAACAUUACUGAUGUAGAAAACAGCACCAUCACUAUUUGAUUUUUAAAAGUAAUUUUUGAUAAAAUCUAGACAGGCCCCAUUUCCAGCAGCCAUCACUCCAACACCUUAUUCUUGAGUGAUCAUGCUAAAUUGCUAAUUUGGUACUAGAAAAUCUUGCAAUUAUAUCAAACACUGUUUAAAGCUGUUUGUUUCAUUAAAUGAAGCUUAACAUUGUCUUUGUGUUUGAUUUUGAGUUGCCAGAGUAUACAAUAGACUGACGUGUCUUAAGGUCACCGUCAUUAUUAGGUAAUGGCAAAAAAGAAACGGCGUUCUCUAGAAACUCAUCAGUCAAUCAUUGUUUUGAGGAACGAAGGCUAUACAAUGCUUGAAAUUGCCAAUAAACUGAAGAUUUCAUAGAAGAAAGAGAUGUGGAAGGCCAGAUGUACAACUAAACAAGAGGAUUAUUACAUCAGAGUCUCUAGUUUGAGAAAUAGACGCCUCACGUGUCCUCCGCUGACAGCUUCAUUGAAUUCUACCCGCUCAACGCCAGUUUCAUGAACAACAGUAAAGAGAAGACUCAGGGGUGCAGCCUUAUGGCAAGAAUUGCAAAGAAAAAUCACUUUUGGAGAAGAAAAUGGAUCUUAACCCCUUUUGGUGGGAUCAGCUAGACUGUAAGGUGUGUGAGAAGUGCCCGACAAGACAGACACAUCUAUGGCAAGUGCUACAGGAAGUGUGGGAUGAAAGGUCACCUGAGUAUCUGGACAAACUGACAGCUAGAAUGUCGAGGAUCUGCAAAGCUGUCAUUGCUGCACGUGGAGGAUUUUUUGAUGAGAAGUUUUGAAGUAGUUUAAGUUUAUUUUUCAAAUUGUAAUAGUAAUUUUUCAUGUUAUUGAUGUCACGACUAUAUAUUGUGAUCAGUUGAAUUUCACUUUGGUGAAUAAAAAAUCUGUAAAUUUUUCCAAACUUUUGUCCGCCAGUGUAUAUUACUUUAAAUCAUCAUCAAGUGGUUAAAACAGCUUCUUUUACUGACCUCUUGUGAAUUCUACUCAUAGAAUGAAGCAUUAAGUCAUUGAUAACACAUUUUAAUUUCUUAUUAGCAUCGUGAGCAUUCUCAUAUUUAAAUGUAACUCUAAACACCUCCCACAUGGGAUGUGGCGGGUGUCUGAAUGUUUGCAAACAGUAUACCAAUGCUCAGCUGUUUAGAACAACUUUUUACCCCUUAACGAAGAACGCGGAAGAACUUCUCUGGAAGUAUAUCAGGGCUUUUAUUAAUAACAAGCAGAAGAAGAAAGAAGAGUAAUAUGUGGGAAAGCUCAUAAACUCGUAUACUGUUCCUGGCUGUGUAGCAGCACCUAAAGCUCUGCAUAUACUUCUAAAGGAUCCCAAUGUUAGGAAAGAGUGGCUUAAGUGCCUGAUCUUUUCGGUUUGAUCUGUCACAAUGUAAUGAAGGCUUUAGAGCAGUAAAAACUAUAUUGGACCUGACAGGUAAUCUGCAGCUCUUUCU
Messenger RNA from Xyrauchen texanus (razorback sucker), 7875 nucleotides. RefSeq names its product ubiquitin carboxyl-terminal hydrolase 47-like. Gene Ontology annotation, cellular component: nucleus; cytosol. Gene Ontology annotation, molecular function: cysteine-type deubiquitinase activity; protein binding; cysteine-type endopeptidase activity. Gene Ontology annotation, biological process: protein deubiquitination. The record is from RefSeq and is a predicted model, not a curated record. Lineage: Eukaryota; Metazoa; Chordata; Actinopteri; Cypriniformes; Catostomidae.